This is a messenger RNA of Silurus meridionalis, 1484 nucleotides long. Its product is annotated as G1/S-specific cyclin-E2-like. The record is from RefSeq and is a predicted model, not a curated record. The coding region runs from base 160 to 1293 and encodes 377 amino acids. Lineage: Eukaryota; Metazoa; Chordata; Actinopteri; Siluriformes; Siluridae. Gene Ontology annotation, biological process: G1/S transition of mitotic cell cycle; regulation of cyclin-dependent protein serine/threonine kinase activity. The transcript is spliced from 12 exons. Gene Ontology annotation, cellular component: cytoplasm; cyclin E2-CDK2 complex; centrosome. Gene Ontology annotation, molecular function: cyclin-dependent protein serine/threonine kinase regulator activity.
AUAAGCGCGGGACUGCACAUGCGCAAUAGAAACAAAGCGACUCCCCGUAUAUAAAGUGUUGGCGCCGGCGCGAGAGCUUCACUCCACUUCAAAACCCUGCGCCAAAAAAUAAAGAGAAAACCGGGAAAAACACUACAACUCAAUUAAUAUCCAGCAAUAAUGACCCGACGAAGUGGACGCCUUCAAGCUAGAAAUAAAAAUGGAGCCACUCAUCAGGACAAGAGAGCAAAAAUCAAGAAGGAGCAACCCAAAAGGAAGAAAGCCCGGUCCAAAAGGCGAACUGGUAAAGCUCAGAAACUGUGUGCUCAAGAGGGAACAUGUAAAGCUGAUGUUAUAAUUGAGAGCCCUAUGGAUGGGGUUCAUAAUGCAUUUGAUCAGCCAUGCUUGUCGCAAUGUUCUAGACCAUCUCCUCUGCCUCGACUCAGCUGGGGGAGUUCGGAGGACGUGUGGGUUAAGAUGCUGAGUAAGGAGAUAAAGUAUAAGCACAGUAAUACUUGCUUGGAGAGGCAUCCAAGACUCCAGCCCAAGAUGAGGACAGUUCUACUCGACUGGCUCCUAGAGGUAUGCGAGGCUUAUCUGCUUCACAGACAGACGUUCUACCUGGCACAGGACUUCUUUGACAGAUUCAUGCUCACCCAAGACAACACGGAAAAGGAGCGUCUGCAGCUCAUCGGCAUCACGGCGCUCUUCAUCGCUUCCAAAAUCGAGGAAAUUUAUCCGCCCAAACUCACGGAGUUGGCCUAUGUCACAGACGGCGCAUGUCUUGAAGAAGAGAUUCUACAAAUGGAGCUUAUUAUGUUAAAGGCAUUAAAUUGGGACCUAUAUCCUGAAACUGUUAUUGCAUGGAUGAAGCUUUACAUACAGAUGGCCUCCGAUUUCACGAACCUGCUGGUGCCACAGUUUUCUCAAGAGAUGUACAUCCAGAUUACACAGCUUUUAGAUUUGUGCAUCCUCGAUAUCAACUCUCUGGAGUUUAAAUAUGGAGUGCUUGCUGCAGCUGCCUUUUGCCACUUUAAAUCUUUUGAAGUCGUACAGAAAGUAUCGGGUUUGAGCUGGGAGGCCAUCGAGAGCUGUGUGAACUGGAUGGCUCCGUUUGUAGAGACCAUGAUGGGCUACGAGAGCGCAAAGUUAAAAAACUUCACUAAAGUCUCUUCUGAGGACCAACACAAUAUUCAGACCCACAUCGACUACCUCUCCAUGCUGCAUGAAGCGCAGCAAAAACGGACUCUACAGACACAUGGCGUGUUUCCCCCCACACCACCGAGCAGCGCGGAGAAAUCCAGCACACACUGAGUGCUGCGAUCGGCCAUCGCUUCUCUCUUCCAUACAGCUUAAAGCUACUGUAACCCAAGCUGAACCAGCCUUCAUUACAUAGUGACUGGGAGAUUAAUAUAUGGUAUAAUGUGAAUAGGAAGGUUGACAUUUGUUCUAUCUGCAUUCCAUUUCACCUAAAAAAGAAAAAAAAAAAGAAAAAAAAAGAAAAA